This is a messenger RNA of Mangifera indica (mango), 2169 nucleotides long. RefSeq names its product polyubiquitin 8-like. Bases 1 to 2169 code for a protein of 722 amino acids. The record is from RefSeq and is a predicted model, not a curated record. NCBI's taxonomy places the organism in Eukaryota, Viridiplantae, Streptophyta, Magnoliopsida, Sapindales, Anacardiaceae. Gene Ontology annotation, cellular component: nucleoplasm; cytosol. Gene Ontology annotation, biological process: proteasome-mediated ubiquitin-dependent protein catabolic process. The transcript has 2 exons. Gene Ontology annotation, molecular function: proteasome binding; polyubiquitin modification-dependent protein binding; ubiquitin binding.
AUGGAUGUCAUCUUUGAACCCCAUAGAGGCAGGCCAUUCUCCAUUGAGAUUGGUUUCUUUGACACGGUCUUGGAAAUCAAAGAAAAAGUACAGAAAUAUCAAGGCAUACCAGUACAUAGACAAACCCUAGUCUUAAAUGGCCGGGUUCUUGAAGACGAACGUGAUGUUGAGUACUGCGAAAUCUUCCAAAAUUCUCAUAUUCAACUCUUUAUUGCUCCCGAUAAACCCAACUCACAAUCUCAGCCUCAACUAGUCGAGAAUGAACAAUCUUCACCCUCCAAAAAUAUUCAUCUCCCUCCAGACAUGGAUAUCAAAGAUACAGUUCUACAUUUGAAAAAAAAAGUAAAGACUCAUGAGGUGGAGUCUAUUCCGGUCAACAAGUUAGUAGUUCAAUCAGGUGGUGGUGCAGAAGUGCAGGAUCGUCGAUCGUUAUAUGAGUCUGAAUUGAUGAAUAAUUCAGAGGUAGACGUAAGUGUGAAGCCAUCGCCAACAAGUUCAGGAGGGACUGGGAGCAAGAAAUUGAAGCUAAUGGUUUUACCUAAAUGCGGGACUAGAAAGAUUCCAGUAGAAGUAAAUGCAAGUGAUAAUGUGGGGGAUCUGAGAAAAGAGCUGCAAAAAUUACAGGAAAAUUUUCAUUUUCAUCUUCCGGAAGAAGGGUAUUUCUUCAUUUACAAACAAAACGUGAUGGACGAUGAUAGGUCAUUUCGGUGGCACCAUGUAGGCUCAGGUGAUACAAUUGAGAUCUUUAAUGGAAGUGUUACUGAGUUUUCAAUGGAGGUCAUUAUUGAACCCGAAAGAGGCAGUCCAUUCUCCCUUCAGAUUGGUUUCUUUGACAAAGUCUUGGAAAUCAAAGAAAAAGUAGAGAAAUAUCGAGGCAUACCGGUAAAUAGACAAACACUAAUCCUCAAUGGCAAUGUUCUUCAAGAUGAACGUGAUGUUCAGUAUUGUCAAAUCUUUCAAGAUUCUCACAUUCAACUCCUUGUUGCUCCUGAUCAAUCUGAUAAAUCCCAGUCACAAUCUCAGUCUCAACUAGUCACAAGUGGAGAGACUGAGAGUCACUUUCCUUUCCAAUGUAUAGAAAUUUCAAUGGAUGUCAUCAUUGAACCCGAAAGAGGCAGUCCAUUCUCGAUUGAGAUUGGUUUAUUUGACAGAGUCUUGGAAAUCAAAGAAAAAAUACAGAUAUAUAAAGGUAUACCAGUUCAGAGACAAACCCUAGUCCUCAAUGGUAAUGUUCUUCAAGACGAACGUGAUGUUGCGUAUGUUGAAAUAUUCCAAGAUACUCACAUUCAACUCUUUGUUGCUCCUCAUCAAUCUGAUAAACCGCAGUCACAAUCACAGCCUCAACUAGUCACAAGUGGAAAGAGUGAGAGUCACUCUCCUUUCCUUCGGCUAGAAUUUUCAAUAAAUGUCAUCUUUGAACCCGAAAGAGGCAGUCCAUUCUCCAUUGAGAUUGGUUUCUUUGACACAGUCUUGGAAAUCAAGGAAAAAAUACAGAAAUAUCAAGGCAUACCAAUACAAAGACAAACCCUAGUCCUCAAUGGCAAUGUUCUUCAAGACGAACAUGAUGUUGCGUAUUGUGAUAUCUUCCAAGAUUCUCACAUUCAACUCCUUGUUGCUCCUGAUCAUUCUGAUAAAACCCCGUCACAAUCUCAGCCUCAACUAGUCACGAAUGAACAAUCUUCAUCCUCCAAAAACAUUCAUCCCCCUCCUGACAUGGAUAUCAAUGAUACAAUUCUACAUUUGAAAAAAAAGGGAAAGAUUCAUGAGGUGGAGCCUACUCCGGUCAACAGCUUAGUGGUUCAAUCAAGUGGUGCAGCAUCGUUAGGAGGCUGUGAAUUGAAGGAUAACUCAGAGGUAAAUGUAAAUCUAAUGCCACCGCCUAAAGCUGCCGGUUCAGGAGGGACAUGCAGCAAGAAGUUGAAGGUAAUUGUUUUAACUAGAUGCGAUAAAAAAAUUCCAGUGGAAGUAAAUGCAAGUGAUAAAGUGGAGGAGCUGAGAAAAGAGCUGGAAAAAUUACAGGAAAGAUUUCAUUUUCAACUUCCAGAAGACGGGUAUUUCUUCAUUCACAAACAGACCGUGAUGGACGAUGAUAUGUCAUUUUGGUGGCACCUUGUAAGGUCAGGUGAUACAAUUGAGAUUUUUCCAGGAAGAGUUAGUAGUGCACCCUAA